AUGUGCACAUCCACAAUAGAUUACAGAUUACAGUACGUAUUCUCUGUGCACAUCACAAUAGAUUACAGUACGUAUUCUCAUGUGCACAUCACAAUAGAUUACAGUACGUAUUCUCAUGUGCACAUCACAAUAGAUUACAGUACGUAUUCUCGUGUGCACAUCACAAUAGAUUACAGUACGUAUUCUCAUGUGCACAUCACAAUAGAUUACAGUACGAAUUCUCAUGUGCACAUCACAAUAGAUCACAAUACAGUACGUAUUCUCAUGUGCACAUCACACAGUACGUCUCAUGUGCACAUCACAAUAGAUUACAGUACGUAUUCUCAUGUGCACAUCACAAUAGAUCACAGUACGUAUUCUCAUGUGCACAUCACAAUAGAUCACAUCAUAAUUAUUGAAAGUUUAUUCCUGCAUGACCAUAUUUGUGCAUACGGUCAGGGCAAUUCUUAUGUUUGCACAGUAUUUUUGGAUCUGCAGUUCUAG
Molecule: messenger RNA, 483 nt
Organism: Penaeus vannamei (Pacific white shrimp)
Lineage: Eukaryota; Metazoa; Arthropoda; Malacostraca; Decapoda; Penaeidae
Source: RefSeq, a predicted model, not a curated record